AUGGUGGAAAUCGGGCUAUUCGCUACAGUAACGGGGCUCGUCAUGACUCUUAUAGCAUACACCAGAUCUCUCAGCCCGUCUGCAGAGUCGAUAGACCAAAUGAUCAUGUUUAACCUUAAAAUCUUCGGACCGCUGACGCUGAGUAUCGGGGGAGUGCUACUGUUACCUGGGUUCUGUAUCUGCGCGUUUACGGACUACAGGGACGUGGCGGGGCUGAGAUAUGACGGGAGCUCCACGCGAUCCCACUCGGGCCUGGAAGCGAGUUCUCCCGAAGGCGAGCCCGUGGCAAGGCCCGUUGGAGCGUUUAUGGCGGAGUACAGGGAAGCGAGUGGGACGUAUAGAUCGGGAAUGGUGCGGAGCGCCAGCAGCCCUGCUUCAAGCACGAGAGAAACCACGCCUCACGGUUCCCAUGACAACCUGAUCAGACACGCGCAUGCGCAGCAGCAGAGGGACCGGGGACACUUCUACCUGAUCUUCAACCACCACCCUCCGCCUCCCUACGCGGCCGUCACGGCGCAUGCGCGGAACGAUCACGUGAUGUGUGACGUCAGGAGCGAGGGCAGGACGCCCAGCACCAGCAGGAUGACGUCACGGGACCUGCCGCCAUCUUAUGAGGACGUCAUGAAGGUGCAUGCGCAAGUCAGACGGGUCGAAGACGUCUGA
Molecule: messenger RNA, 663 nt
Organism: Branchiostoma belcheri (Belcher's lancelet)
Lineage: Eukaryota; Metazoa; Chordata; Leptocardii; Amphioxiformes; Branchiostomatidae
Exons: 2
Coding region: 1-663 (220 amino acids)
Source: RefSeq, a predicted model, not a curated record